This is a messenger RNA of Onychostoma macrolepis, 4060 nucleotides long. It is a transcript of the gene zpax2, whose product is annotated as zona pellucida protein AX 2. The transcript has 21 exons. The record is from RefSeq and is a predicted model, not a curated record. Lineage: Eukaryota; Metazoa; Chordata; Actinopteri; Cypriniformes; Cyprinidae. Bases 146 to 2836 code for a protein of 896 amino acids.
AGAAAGCCGCGCAAGCUGUUUGAGUUCCUCACCUGCGCGCAAUACUGUGCAAUCAGACGAAACGCGCUAGAGACGCAGUUCAUCAAUCACCUGCCGCUGAGGUCGCGCGUUUGUGUAGAAGACAAAGGUUAUCAAAGAUUUCAUAAUGGGAUGCUUUGAAAUAGGAGCGUUAUGGCUUAUGGUCACUAUGAUAAGCAUUCAUGCACACACCUCUGCAGAUGGAAUCCAAGCUGAAUGUCUUGGAAAUAGGGUACAGUUUAUCCUCUCUGGUUCCUUGAGUGCAGGAAGUCCUUUAGAACUUUAUGCAGUCAAUGACACACAGACAGUCCUUCUCACACCUCACCUGGCGGCUCAGUGUGGCUAUACACAGAAAUCUGAUCCAUGGGGGAAUAUGAUAGUGUCAGCUUCUAUACAGAGUUGUUAUGCAGAGAACCAGGGUGACAAGGAAUUUAGAGUAGCCAUGCAAUUUAAACUGUAUGAAUUCCCCACGCUAUCUGAGAAAGUCCAUGAAGUGUUCAAGUUCUGCAGUCACACCAUGACGUCACGUGAGAUUUUGUGUGAAACAAACUUCAUGGAGGUGUCUGUAAGAAAUGCGAUACCAGAAAUCAAGACAGCACCAGUACAACAGCUGCCCACAGUUAUACCUAACUUGCAACUCUGGAAAAUCCUACUGUACACCCCUGAAGAGAAGUCUUUUAAUAAAGAGACCCUACAAGCGAUGGGCUACAAUGUUCAGAGUUCUCCAACACGACUGGUCAUGCGAAGCCCAUACAACAUGGUCGAAACAUUUGUCCAAAAUGUUGACGAUGUUGAUAUGGUAGUGUUUAAAUCAGUGGUCUUGUUUCGAGACCGCUGGAUGAUGACUAUAGUCGAGUCGGCAGCUGCCUGUCCAAUUAAUGGAGCUUCAGUUGUGGGUCAAAUGAUUUAUUGGCAAGUUCCUCUGCACAUAACUCCUUUGGUGUCCUUGGAAGUUGAAAUCCUGGAGGUGCAUGUGGGCAUCAAUGGAAGAAGGCUAACACCUGAAGAGAUGGAAAGCCGUAACUAUGCCGUGACCUUCAAAGAGUCCCAUGUAGUUGUUGAGAUUCCUAUUGGGGCUGCUGAUGGAUACUACAAGAGUCAUGUUCUUGAGGACCAGUACCAUGUCAGUUACACCAUAGAACCCAUGCUUGAGCUGCUGUGGAAGGAGGGCGAGGAUGAGACCACGUAUAAGGUCUUGUUCCCCAUCACCACUCCUUUGACACCAUGGCCACCCCAAGUUACAGACUACACUCAGCCCGAGCAGAGGGUGUUUGAUGUAUUGCUGGGUUACUUCCUACCUGAUGUGGAGCUGCUGAACAUCACCAUUGGCUCUGAAUUGCACACUGUCUCGGAGAUCAUUAUUAAAGGCAUUAACCUGCAAGAGCACAGCUUUCCAAAUGACACUAAAGCUUUUGCUCUCCAGGUUCACUUCUCUGAACCUUAUGUCCAAAUAAAGAUGUUUCGGCCUGAUGUAAGAACCUACAUACUUGAUUUGGUCUUUGGUUUUGUCAUCUUGCCUGAACAUACAGCAUUUUCACACUCCGUUGUACUAGAAGCUCCUUUAGCUGACAUUGUCCUUCCACAUGCAGAGGGAAGUUGCAAUGAGGACAGCUUCAAUAUUUAUGUCAAAUAUGGGAGCACCCCAAGUUCCCAAGUAAAGAUUAAACUGGGACGUUUGGAGCUGAAUAAUACGAUUUUACAGCAGUAUGAGCAUCAUUCAAAUGAAACCCAUUUCGAAAUCAUUGUGCCAUUCCUAGCGCCAGUUGUGGCUUUUGAGUCCGUUCAGUUGUCUGGAAUCAUCGGAAGAAUUGACGUAAAAAUGUACGAUUCCUUGAAUAACUGGAACUUCAGAGAGUUCUCUCUUGCCUGCCCCUUUUUUGUAAUAUUGUCAGAGUGUUUUUCUAAUGGAACAGUAACUGUGGUGCUUCCCAAACUGGAAUUGUUCCCACAUAUUCUUCCCGGUGAACUCUCUCUAAGAGACCCGUCCUGCAAACCCUCCUACAGUCAAGACUACUUUGCUUAUUUUCUCUUUGGUGUCACCACUUGUGGAACCACACGAAAGUUUGUUGAGGAUACCAUGAUAUACGAGAAUGAAAUCACCUGGAAGAGAGAUGUACUUUUGCCAGAGACAGUACUCCCUGAGCAGGAAUACAGGUUCACGGUGUCCUGUGUUUAUAUCGCAAACGCCACUCAAAGCAUGAUCUUUCAUGCUGUUUCGCACUUUAAAAAGCCACACGCAGAUGCUGGGAAUGGUGAACUCACUGUUAGCCUGAGGCUUUCUAAGGAUGUGGUUUUCCGGCUCUUCUAUCAUGAUGGUGACUACCCAGUUUUAAAGUUUCUGAAACAGCCUCUGUAUUUUGAGGUGGGUAUGGAUCACUUCAAGGACUCCAGGGUAGCAGUAGUCCUGGAAAACUGUUGGGCAACACUAUCCAAGGACAAAGAAUCCAAACCUAGAUGGAGUUUAAUAGUUGAUGGAUGUGCCAAUCCUAAAGACCCUGAACAGACCAUCUUCCAUCCUGUAAUGGCAGAUGACAGAGUGGACAUCCCAGAUCACUUCAAAAGAUUUGAAGUUAAAACAUUUGCUUUCAAAAAUGAUGAGAGUUCUGAAAGUGAGGAUGACGCCUUGGCCAGAAGGGUUUUUGUCCAUUGUGACGUCGUUAUUUGUCAUGUCGAGAACACUGCUGGUGGACGUUGCUACAAAGAGUGUCCGGCAGCUCAGAAUCUGGUUGGGAGCAGUUCAAAUAGAGUUCGCAGAAGUUCAGGCUUUUCAGAGGAAGCCCUGCAGCAUGUGUCUAUAGGCCCCAUUCUGUUGAUAUGAACCUGUAAGUUUAAUAUUUCCAAGUUAUCUCAGGAAAUGUACUUGAGUAAUUCUGAAGGCAUCAGCACAAGGAGACUUCUGGUUUUGUACACCACUUGCUGCAACAUGGAACUCUAAGUCAUAUAUCUGAUGCAGAUGAUGUGAACCUGUGGACUUUCUGCGUUGAAUAACACCUGCCUUGUGGAAUUUCCACAAAUAGAUGUCUGUAACAGACAGUCUCCCAUAGCAGUUACUUAAUGAAGAAGCUGUGAUUGUCCACAAGAUGGCGUCUCAAGUGCAAUAAAUCGUUUUAACCCAAUCGACCAAGUGGAAUUUGAUCUAUUUCAGAACAUAUACCACAUAACAAAAUAAGAUUGCAUUUAUGGGAAUUAUAUAUAUGUGACUGUUAAAAGCAAUUUAAUGUAUACAUGUAGCAUGUUUUUCUGGACCAUUUAUAUCAAAACAGAUGAUGCAAAAAUAAAUGGUGAAAAUCAUUGAUUUGAUUCCCCAUAUCUUUGGAUGAAUUUCAGAUUAAUCAUUCUUCUUAACAAAAAUCUGAAAUUAAUGAAACUCUUCAGAAAACUCUAGUGUGAACAGGAGUGAUUGUUGCCACAUAUUUUGCUGUGGUAGGGGGUUGUGGGAUAGGUUGUGCUGUCUGAUAAGGUGGUUGGGAGGAACAGGCAAGUAGGAGAUCUGUUACAGGUUGAUCAAUGUUUAAACAAUGUUGUUGUUGUUGUUAUGGAUGUAUUGGGCUCCUGUAGGCUAACUGAAUAUUACUAAAUAUAAGAAUAAUUAUUUUUGGCAGUUGUGCUACACAAGAAAUGUUAUGACCUUCUGUGAAAAUUAUUUCCUUUUUACUGUAAUAAUAGAAAACAAUGCAUUAUGAUUCAUUUGUAAUGUAAAGUUCAGGAACCACCACUUUCAAAUGUAUACUGCACAGCUUCUUCCAUAUAAUGACUGCGUAGUGACCAUGAACUGUCAAUCUCUAAAAAGUGCAAUCAAACAAUAAGAAUUAUUUGAAAUACAGUGUACCACUCCUGUGGAUUUUUUUCCCCUCUGCCAUCACAAAUAGUUACUGUAGAACAGUGAACUGAACAGUGUAGAUAUGAACACUGCAAACUUUACAUAUGUGAGGCCAGCGUAUGACCUUUGAGCAUGAAGAUAAUAGAUGACUCUUGUGAAAUGUUAUAAUGGCAAACAUAUCAAUGGAAAGAAUGUUAACAUUAUUGAAUGUGAAACCUGGAA